Molecule: messenger RNA, 26270 nt
Organism: Spirodela intermedia
Lineage: Eukaryota; Viridiplantae; Streptophyta; Magnoliopsida; Alismatales; Araceae
Source: the annotation of a GenBank genome assembly
AUGGCUCUGGAGGCUAGCCAUGAGGAGCAGGGAAUCGGCUGGGGAAGCGCGCAGCCGGCCCCCAGCGUCCAGGAGAUUUUGAGGAACAACCCCCUAUGCGUCCCCGACAGGUACAGGAGAGGCCGCCAGGAGAAGUCCACGGCGGACGUCGUCGCCGCUUCCCUCGACCUCCCCGUGAUCGAUCUUUCCCUGCUUUCCAGCGGCGACGAAGGGGAGAGACUAUGUCUGGACAGCGCCUGCAAGGACUGGGGUUUCUUCCAGGUAACAGAGGGCAACCCGCAAUCCACUUCUGGCCUUCUCUCCCAUUCAUAAAUACAGGCUAAAUCCCAGCUUGUUCUCCUCCUGCAGACCGUAAACCAUGGGAUCAGCGAUGAGGUCAUACGGCAGAUUAGGACGGAAUAAAGAUUAUGUAUGAAUAUGAAUAUGAAUGAAUAUGAUUAUGUAUGAAUAUGAAUAUGAAUGAUAUUGGGGGAAUAUCUAAAACCUUUAUCUAUCUUCGUAAGAUGCGGGCGAACUCCCCUAUCUUAUCCUCAAGCUACCACUAUCUCAGGUCCUGAUAUUGCCUCCCAGUACAUGCUAGAUAUAUCGUUAAACAUGCCUCUCGAUCAACUGAUGUGCUCGAGGCAACGGUGACUGAACCUCCCAGUAAAUGCAAGGGGAAACACUGGUCAAAGACAACAGUACAAAAGUUUAAAGCACGGUCGAUGAAUGGAGGUGGAUAGAGUGUGUGUGAGUGUGUGUGGUAGAGAGAAAAGGAUCGUACCCUACGUUUUCUCUCUUAUCUGUUCUCUUUUUUGGUGAUGUGUCAAAGGUGCCGACCCGUAGAUCUAAAGGCAGGUGAUAAACCUCCAUGCCACUCAAGGCCGUCAUUGAACUCAAACCCCUCCAUCGAUAUUCGGGGUGGUUCUUGCCACCCCUGUUCCUCGCGGACGCCGCCUCAAUGGCCUACAUACCGGCUCCGCCGUCGAGCGGCGCAUGCGGUGCUGGGGAGGGAAGGCCAGCCGUUUGAUCGUCAUGAUAUCCCGUCGCUCCCGGGGGAGAGGUUGCGGAGAGGCCCUCGACCUCCUCCGCGACCUGCAGCGGAACGGCCAGCGGCCGGGGCGUUUCAUGUUCUCCAGUCUCCUUCGGGCCUCCAGAGGCCUCUCAGACCUCGGAGCCGUGGAGAAGCUCCACGGGUCCGCCAUCCGGUCGUCCUUCGACGCCGACGUCUUCGUGAGCUGCGAUCUGAUCGACAUGUACUCCAGGUGCGGCCCAUUGACGGAACCCGUAAGAUCUUCGAUGCUGUGAACGGGAGCCUUGCACGUGGGCCCCCCAUGUUCGCAGAACGGCAUGGUGCGGUUAUGCGAGAAGUGCUCUGGCGUGUACACGUCAGAGCACGUUGUGCUCUUACGGUUAGUUAUGCGAGAAGUGCUCUUGGCCAGUUAGUUAUUUCUUACGGUUAUUUCUUUCCACCUUUGUUUUUUUCAUAAUAAAAAAAGAAAGUUUUCCUUGUUCCUCCUGCUGUGUUUUUCGCGGGGGCCGGGACUCGAUCGCGGCAAGGUACAGCCGUUGGAAUUGAGAACGCGCAAUCGAGACGCGCUAUGGCAGGAAGAAAGGACGGCGUGGUCCAGAAUUCUUGAGGUGAGCGCCGGGACCGGGUUCCCAAUGCCCACCAAGACCAACUACGACGACUGGGCGCUGCUCAUGAAGGUCAAGCUCAGAGCCCGGUUGCUCUGGACCGCCAUUGAGAAAGGGGCCGUCGAACCCCAUGAAGACAUGCAGGCGCUCGACGCGCUCUGCAGCGCCGUGCCGCCAGAAAUGUGGCCGGUGAUCGCGAACAAGGAGACGGCCAAGGAGGCCUGGGAGGCUAUCGCCACCAUGCGGAUCGGCGAUGACCGCGUAAAGAAGACGUCGGCUCAGAACUUGCGGCGGUAGUUCGACUCGGCGACGUUCAAGGAGGGAGAGUCUGUUGACGACUACGCCCUGCGUCUCAACAGCAUGGCGUCGACUCUCAACACCCUCGGCGACAAGGUCGAAGAGACGCAGGUAGUGAAGAAGAUAAUCCGCAGUGUUCCCCAGCGUUUCAGGCAGAUCGUGGUCGCGAUCACGAUGCUGCUCGACGUGUCGACGCUCACCGUCGCGGAUUUGACGGGUCGGCUCAAGGCGGCGGAGGAUGCCUUCGAGGAACCACCGCCGGCUAUGCACCACGACGGCAAGCUGUACCUGACCGAGGAAGAGUGGGACGCACGGCGGAGGAAGCGUGAUGCUGAGAAAACUGGUGGUGGAGGUAGCAGCAGCGUGACGCACCGUAGCAGACAUGGGCAUGGGUGCGGCCGUGGCAGCGACAAGGGCUCGUCAUCAGGCGGCCUGACGGGCAACUCAGGCCGGCCCAGCGGUGAUGAGUGCAGGAGAUGUGGGAAGCUGGGCCACUGGGCCCGCGAAUGCCGCUCCAAGCCCAAGAAAGAGCAGGCCCACGUCGUCCAGGAUGAGGAGGAGGCCUCGCUCCUUCUCGUGAAGUCAACGACGGCCAUAUCGACGGCACCGCCACCAACCUCCACUCCACCACGUUUUGCUGCGACUCCGCAGGCAGAGGAUCGGCUCCGGCGUGCAAGCCCACCGCCGCCGGGAGCAAAAGGGGUCCCCGUCAAUGGAGGGGCCGCCAAAGAAGAGCGGAAGCCAGGCGCCCAGACCCAGAUCCAUCUGCGGGAAGAGAAGGUGUUCGCCCACCUUGAAGAGGAGGAGCUGCGUGAUGAGGAGGCGUGGGUCAUGGACACGGGCGCCACGAACCACAUGUCGGGUUCCCGUACGGCUUUCACCGAGCUGGACACAGAGGUACUUGGGACGGUGCGGUUCAGCGACGACUCGGUGGCGCUGAUCGAAGGCCGGGGGGCAAUCGUGUUCCUGUGCAAGAAUGGCGAGCACCGGUCCUUCGCAAGGGUGUAUUACAUUCCUCGACUGACGACGAACAUUGUCAGCGUCGGCCAACUCGAUGAGGCCGGGUACCAUAUCGACAUCGAGAAGGGGGCGAUGAAGAUCUAUGAACCAGGCGAACGGCUCCUGACGAAGGUGAUGCGCGGAGAGAACCGGCUGUACAUUCUCCACGCCAAGCUGAUUCGGCAGGUUGUUAGAAACUCGCCGGAGAGAUGACGUCAGUUAAGACGUCGCCGACGAGAUCACCUUCUGAGUCACAGGAAAAACCCAGCAGGAGGAACAAGGAAGACUAUCUCGCUCAUUAAGAAAACCUCUUACAGCCCUCUUUAAAUAAGGGAGCAAAAAGGGGGAAAAGGAAUAACCGUAAGCAAUAAGUAACCUGUUACAGCUCUAGGCAGGUGUGCCUCGAGAUGUACAAGGCCUAUGCUGUUAUACGAAAAGACGUGCAAGACGUGCAAGGCUCCCCAUUCACGACAAUCUCCUCCUGAGCCUUGCUAUACUUACCAUAAACUCCAUGUUGAUCUGACCCUUUUCUGCGGAUGCUCGGACAAGAUGAUACUUCACUUCAAUGUGUUUGCUAUGUCCAUGGAGAACUGAGUUCUUGAUCAAUGCUAUGGCAGACUUGUUGUCCACCUUCAGCAUCGGCACACUUGGUGCUGAGCCAUGCACCUCUGCUAACAUCCGAGCAAGCCACACACUCUGGCAGAUAACAUUGGCAGCCGCAAUGUACUCUGCCUCACAACUAGACUGAGCCACCACCUUCUGUUUCAUUGACUGCCAAAUAAUUGGGUUGCUGGCCAAGAAGAAAAUAACUCCAAUCGUGCUCUUCCGAGCAUCAACAUCACCAGCGAAGUCACUAUCGCUGAACCCUGUCAACUAGACUUGCUUCUCCUUUUUCCUUUCAUACCUGAGACCCCAGCUCUUGGUUCCCGCCACAUAGCGGAGAAUUUGCUUCACAGCAGCCAAGUGAUCCUUUCGUGGCUCUUCUAGAAAACGACUCACAUAGCCAACCACAAAUGCCAAAUUUGGAUGAGUAUUGACUAGGUACUUGAGACUCCCCACGAUGCUUGUGUACGCUGUUGCAUCCACCAGCGGCUCUGUGCUCAUCUUACUCAGUUUCAGACAUGUUGCCAUUGGUACUUGACAGGGAUUGCACCCUGCCAUCCCGCUCCUCUCUAGAAUCUUGGUGGCAUAGGCUCCUUGGCUGAUCAAGGUGCCCCUCACACUAUGCUUGACUUCAGUGUCAAGAUAGUAGUGAAGCAAGCUGAAGUCGCUCAUCUUGAAUGCGUCAGUCAUUUCUUUUUUGAACUGCUUGAUGUCAUUGCAACUGGCACCGAUGAUCACCAGGUCAUCGACGUACACCCCGACCACUAGCUGCACCUCCCCGUUCUACUUGGUGUAGAUGGCAUGUUCCGAGGGACUCCUCUUGAAUCUGAACAACAGCAACAUUUCAUCUAACUUCGCGUUCUAGGCCUUAGGCGCCUGAUGUAAGCCGUAGAGUGCCUUCUUCAGCUUGAAUACCUUGUGCUCGUGACCCGUGCUGAUGAAACCGGCCAGCUGCUCCACAUACACCUCUUCCUUGAGAUCGCCAUUCAAGAAUGCCGACUUGACAUCCAUGUGAUGCACCUCCCACCCCUCGUGCGCUGCGAGAGCAAUGAGAAGUUGCACCGUGUCCAGCCGCACCACAAGUGCGAACACCUCGUCGUAGUCGAUCCACUGGCGUUGUAUAUAGCCCUUCACCACUAGGCGCGCCUUGUACUUCGCCACGGCUCUAUUUUCAUCCCGCUUCACCUUGUACACCCACUUCAACCAGAUCGCCCGGCAACCAUGUGGGAGGUCUACUAGGGACCAAGUGCGGUUUUCCUCGAUCGACGCCAUCUCCUCCUCCAUAGCCUUCCUCCAGCUCGGGUGGCCCUCUGCUUCAACAAAAGAGACUGGCUCAUCAGAACUUACAGUGUGCAGCUCCUUUGCAAUUAACGCCCGCGACGCAAGACCACGUGACGAGGUCAGCCCAACGAUGUUGUCGAUCUUGCGGAAUCGGAGUGACGCAUCAUCGUGAUUAGCAUCCAAGUGGUCGAUGUGGACACUAGGUGGAGUGGCGAACUCCACCUCCUCUCCUCCAUCUUCAAUCAACGCUGCUCCCCCACUGUAGUGCACGGACGGUGGCGACAUCGGCUCCGGUCCCGGCGCAUCAUCAUCAAGUACCUCGAUUGCACCAUCGAGCUCUAAAGGUACCUGGUUCACAACGGCAUACUCCAAUGUGAACAUAUCGUCGUGGCUGCCCGCAUCCCCUUGCUUUGCACUACUGCCCUAGUCCCACUGGGCAUUUUCGUCGAACACCACAUCCCGUGUCACAUGUACACGCCUCGUGGUGGGAUCGUAGGCUCAGUAGGCCUUUGAUCCGUACUCGUAGCCGAUGAAGAUCAUCUUGCGGCCGUGGUCCUCCAGCAGCUUCUUGAGAUGCGGUGUCGUGUUCAGGACUUAGGCAAUGCAUCCGAACACCUUCAGAUGGUGCACUGCCAGCUUCUUCCCGUGCCAUACCUCAGAAGGCGUCAUGCCAUCCACACUCUUCGUGGGACACCGGUUCAAGAUGUAUACAGCAGUUGCCACUAUCUCACCCCAAAACCAGCCCGGCAGCCCCUUUGCCUUGAGCAUGCUCCUCGCGGUUGCUACCACCGUACCAUUCCUGCACUCGACGAUGCCAUUCUGCUGCAGGUUGUAUAGCGUUGUGUGUUGACGAUGAAUACCUUCUCCCGUGCAAUACUCCGCAAACUCAUGUGAGGUGAAUUCGCCGCCCCAAUUAGUACGGAGCGCUCCCAGCUUCAGUCCUGACUCGCCUUCUACCCGAGCCUUGAUCUCCUUGAUGGCCACCGCAGCACGGUCCUUUGAAGGCAGCAUGGCCACCCACAUGUACUGGCUUCGAUCAUCCACGAGCAGUAGGAAAUACUUGCUGCCGUUUGGUGUUCCCGGCGCAAUCGGAUCACAGAGGUCGCUGUGCACCAGCUCCAGAACACGCCGCGCCCGGUACUCUCCCUGCUCGGGGAACGCCGACCGCUUCUGCUUGCCAGCGAGACACGCCUCCCACAGCUGGUCCACCUGACCAACUACCAGCAACCCGCGCACCAGCUCCUCCCGAGCCAUCUUCCGCAGUGUGGUCAUGUUGACCUGGCCGAGGCGCGCGUGCCAUUUCCAAGCUUCUUCGACUGCCCGCGCUUCUAGGCACACCUGCAGAACCAGCUUGGCGUGGAGAAUGUACAGCCGGUUCUCUCCGCACAUCACCUUCGCCAAGAGCCGUUCGCCUGGUUCAUAGAUCUUCAUCGCCCCCUUCUCGAUGUCGAUAUGGUACCCGGCCUCAUCGAGUUGGCCGACGCUGACGAUGUUCGUCGUCAGUCGAGGAAUGUAAUACACCCCCGCGAAGGACCGGUGCUCGCCGUUCUUGCACAGGAACACGAUUGCCCCCCGGCCUUCGAUCCGCGCCACCGAGUCGUCGCCGAACCGCACCGUCCCAAGUACCUUCGUGUCCAGCUCGGUGAAAGCUGUACGGGAACUCGACAUGUGGUUCGUGGCACCCGUGUCCACGACCCACACCUCCUCAUCACGCAGCUCCUCCUCUUCAAGGUGGGCGAACACCUUCUCUUCCCGCAGAUGGAUCUGGGUCUGGGCGCCUGGCUUCCGCUCUUCUUUGGCGGCCCCUCCAUUGACGGGGACCCCUUUUGCUCCCGGGCGGCGGUGGGCUUGCACGCCGAAGCCGAUCCUCUGCCUGCAGAGUCGCAGCAAAACGUGGUGGAGUGGAGGUUGGUGGCGGCGCCGUCGAUAUGGCCGUCGUUGACUUCACGAGAAGGAGCGAGGCCUCCUCCUCAUCCUAGACGACGUGGGCCUGCUCUUUCUUGGGCUUGGAGCGGCACUUGCGGGCCUAGUGGCCCAGCUUCCCGCAUCUCCUGCACUCAUCACCGCUGGGCCGGCCUGAGUUGCCCGUCAGGCCGCCUGAUGACAAGCCCUUGUUGCUGCCACGGCCGCGCCCGCGCCCGCGCCCAUGUCUGCUACGGUGCGUCACGCUGCUGCUACCUCCACCACCAGUUUUCUCAGCAUCACGCUUCCUCCGCCGUGCCUCCCACUCUUCCUCGGUCAGGUACAGCUUGCCGUCGUGGUGCAUAGCCGGCGGUGGUUCCUCGAAGGCAUCCUCCGCCACCUUGAGCCGACCCGUCAAAUCCGCGACGGUGAGCGUCGACACGUCGAGCAGCAUCGUGAUCGCGACCACGAUCUGCCUGAAACGCUGGGGAACACUGCGGAUUAUCUUCUCCACUACCUGCGUCUCUUCGACCUUGUCACCGAGGGUGGUGAGAGUCGACGCCAUGCUGUUGAGACGCAGGGCGUAGUCGUCAACAGACUCUCCCUCCUUGAACGUCGCCGAGUCGAACUGCCGCCGCAAGUUCUGAGCCGACGUCUUCUUUACGCGGUCAUAGCCGAUCCGCAUGGUGGCGAUAGCCUCCCAGGCCUCCUUGGCCGUCUCCUUAUUUGCGAUCACCGGCCACAUUUCCGGCGGCACGGCACUGCAGAGCGCGUCGAGCGCCUGCAUGUCUUCAUGGGGUUCGACGCCCCCUUUCUCAAUGGCGGUCCAGAGCAACCGGGCUCUGAGCUUGACCUUCAUGAGCAAUGCCCAGUCGGAGUAGUUGGUCUUGGUGAGCAUUGGGAACCCGGUCCCGGCGCUCACCUCACGAAUCACCCUCUGGACCACGCCGUCCUUUCCUCCUGCCAUAGCGCGUCUCGAUUGCGCGUUCUCGAUUCCAACGGCUGUACCUUGCCGUGAUCGAGUCCCGGCCCCCGCAACCUGGGAGCUCUAAUACCACUUGUCAAAAACUCGCCGGAGAGACGACGGCAGUUAAGACGUCGCCGGCGAGAUCACCUCACGAGUCACAGGGAAAAAACACAGCAGGAGGAACAAGGAAAACUUUCUUCUGCUCUGUUUUUCCUGUGACUCGUGAGGUGAUCUCGCCGGCGACGUCUUAACUGCCGUCGUCUCUCCGGCGAGUUUCUGACAGAUGCGGCGACCGAGAGAGGCACGGUAGUGUGGAACUCCCUAGGCACCGGCUACGCUCGCCUGGGCUUCGCCGGUUCGGCAACAAUGGGACUUCCACUGAGGCUGUAAAUCUCUACAAUCAGAUAAGGACGGUGCAGAGUCCGACCAUCUGACUUUCACGGUUCUCUUACGGCUUGUAGCCAUGGCGAGAGAAGAGGAAGAUGAGGGCGAAGAGGCAGACAUUGAGGGGGGAACCCAGGGUGUGCAGUUGGAAAAACACAGCGCAAUUUCGAUGCUUCCUGGUGCUACUGAUAAGUUGACACCGAAUCUGGUGGCUGAUGGGAAGAGAAUAAUGAUGGGUUUCCACUAAUCACUUGUAAGAUCCCUUUGAAUAAACUAUCAAUAACUCACUCGUCAUCUUCAUUUGCCGUCCGGUUGAUUGACUUAAAGCAUUCUUCCUCCCUUCUUCUCAAAAUACGAUAUCGAUCAACCAAUAUGCAGAAUAAAAGAAAGGUGAGAGAUCUGGAUUAUGAAAGACCUCUACCUAUUCCAGAAGCAAACGAUAUUUAGCAUGUUAGGCGAUGACCAUUAACUUUUUGUCGAAAGUCAACUACAGUCGACCACCACAGAAAUAGACCACCAUCGACCACCACACACGUUUUUAUGUCACCAGCGUACCUCGCCGAUCACCCCGUCAAGAUAAGCGAACGUAGUCGUCGACUUUCGACGGAAAAGGAAAGGCCUACAUCCGAUGGCGAGGAUGAUCUAGCGAAUGCAGAGAUGAGUCUGAUGAAGUCAUAGGCCACAGCUGCGGGAGGAGAAGAUUCUUCAUUUCCAGAGAAGUGGCUGAAGUAUAUCUCCAGGAAUCAACCUAGGUGGCGUUUUAUGGUACGAGCUGCAGGUGGCGCCACCACCGCCGCCGCCAGAAGGCGGCCUCCUUGAAGACCAAACAGCUCGUGUGGCAUCCUACAGAGACGGACAUCGCCAUCCGACGAUCCCAUCAUCCAAGUAUCAACAAAGAAGGAACGAAAUCAAGUUUACAUUAGUUGGCAUUGUACUAUCACGUGGUACUCUAAUAUAUUAUUUGUGUUCCGUAUGUUUAAGUACCCCUGGGGCUCUUACCCUCGAGUUUAGAACAUGUGAUGUGCGUGACUAUUCGGCAAGUGCGGUGUGCUUGAUUAAAGAAUCAGCUCUUGUGGUGAGUUCAGUCAAUUCCUAAGUAAUUGUUGUGCGUUAGGGCAUCAAUUUUGCACUUGUUGUUUGCUUGAGUGGAAGACCUAUACCUGUGGUUGGUUGGUUCGUUCAACUUUUUUAGUAAGCUUAAAUCCUUCUCACAAGAUUGUGCUGCUCAACAAACUUUUAUCCUUUUAUAUAGAUUAUAAGUGAGUCAUAUUUAAUCCAAGAAAAAAAAAACUAAAGAGAUAAAAUAUCAUAAUAAUUAAAAAUAUUAAGAAUCAAUUCACUCCCCUUCUUGAUUCACUGAGGAAUCACGGAUCAACAACCUGAAUUGAUGAUCUAAAGAAAACAUAUGAGAUCACAUACACGAGAAAAACUGAUAUAAAUAAAAAGGGAGAGAGAUAGAUGGAGUGAGAGAUGAGAGAGAGACAUGAAUCCUAAAUGUGUUCAUACAGACACUUAUAUUUGGUCAAAGGAUCCACCUUUCAUAAAUUCAAAUCAAUAGGUUUAAGUAGGAUAAUUGUGCCUCUCAAAGGAACAAAUGUCGGCCUUGUAGAUUAUGUUCAAAAUUUUCAUGUAUUACUUACUAUAAAUUAACAUAUUUAACCAUAUAAUUAAUGUUAUUUUAUUGAUAAUUCAAUUAGUUUUUGUUAGUUAAUCACAUAACUCUAAAUUGGUUUUUGAUCCAAGGGUCGUCUUGGGUUGGACCUACUUAUUUUUUAUUGGUCACAUUACAAUGUUUAAAACUAAAUGUGCACGUUAUGAAGGUCAUAAUAAUAGUUCCAAAGUUGGAUUUACUUUGUGCCCUUAUCAUUAUGUUUCAUAUACAAGGGAUUGAGCACAAAUCACAUAGAAGCAAUUGCUCAAGGGUUUCAGACAAAAAGGUCAUUUAGUUGGAUCUAGUUUUGAAAAUGAUCCAACUUGAAAGUUAAGGCCAAUUUUUCUUGCUGACCAUGGGACUAUUUCCAUAGCAAGGAUUAUUUUUAAUUUGCACCUAGUGACAACAAAAUCUCAAUUCGUUUACCUUCCAUUGCUAUCAUUCUUCAAUUUAUUUCUAUUACCCUACCUGUCCUCAUCACCUUCAAUCUUUCAGCAAUCAUUCGACUUGCAACUAAAAGCAUGCAGUAAAAUUAUGAACAUUAGAGGAAAAAUGAAGGAAAUAAACUACCAAUAACUCAAUUGCUAUCUUCAUCUGCCCUCAGGUUGAUUAACUCAAAACAUUUUUUCCCUCUGCUUCUCAAAAAAAGGUAUUGAUUAAGCAUCAAGCAAAUAAAAUAAACUAAGGGAUCUGGAGAAUAUAAUACCUCCCCCUUUUCUAGAAAUAAAUGAUAUAUGUCAUGCUAAGAGCUGACCACUAAAUUUUUUCAUCAUCGACCCCCAUGGAAAUGGAUGCAUUUUUUAGUGUCCCUAGCAUACCUUGCCGAUCACACAGUCAAGAUAAGCUAAUCCACAUAAGAGGGAAGGGGGUGGCAACUCCUCUCUCUCUCACUCUCUCUCUCUCUCUCUCUCUCUCUCUCUCUACACACAUAGUGAUGCAGGGUGAGACCCAAUAGGCAAACUAAGCCAGGCCCAGUCUGAUGUAGGCCAUGAAGCCCCCACCACAAAUCUAGGCACCGACGAACUUGUCCUAACUCCAAAGAGUUCAUAUACUACUAAUGGACCCAUUUUCCAUUGUGGGCCCAUUGAGCCCAUUAUAUGUUUUCUUUCAUGUAAGCCUUUAUAUGGCCCGAUCUGGUGUCCUAGAGGGAGAACUCAAUCUUGAAAAAAAAAAGAAGACACCCCUUUUGCUCCACUUGUAGGAGUGAUUAGAGUAGGGUUGGUCAUGAUAGCUUGCGCCCUGAUAAGGUUGAUCGAGAGGACCUUGUUCCUCUUGGUUGGAACUCCGCCAUUCUAUCACCACCAUCAAUUGCCUUACCUACCACCACCAAUUUAUUUGUCAUCACCACCACCAGCUCCACCUUCUUCACUAUAAGAGUCAAUUGCCAAUAGUCAACUAUUACAAUCACUCUAAAAGUCAACCAUAUGGCCAAUAGUCAACUAUCAAUAGUUCUUCAAAAGUUGACUAUUGACGUUCUUUCCUGAUUCUCUAAGUAUUUUCAUAAAUAUUGAAUCAUUUAUGCUCAUUCUGUACUAUGUUCAAAAGCCUGUCCAUUGUCUUAUUUUCCAAUUUAAUCACAUAUUUCUAAGUUGGUUUCUAUGUAUAUUUCAAUGAAUGGAAAUGGUAAAUUAUUGAUGAAUUCAAAAGUCAAUGCUAAUUAUAUCUUCCUCCCAACUGAAAGAGAUACUUUGGAGAAAGUGAACAAGGCUUUUUCAAAUAAACUAAAUGGAGCUCAAGUUUAUCAAAUUACUACACAAGUUAUGAUGCUAAAAUAGGGAUGAAAAUUAGUUAGAGAGUAUACAAACGAACUAGAAUCUAUGUGCCUGGAAUUUGAUAGAUAUAUUGAUAACUAUCAAAACUUUAAAAGUAAUUAACUGCAUAAGGAAGAAUAUAUAGGUUGAAAGAAUCUACAGAUUUCUAAAGGAUUUGAAUUUUGAGUAUGAUUAGACAAUAACAUAGAUCUUACUGAGCGCUUGACCUCAUAAUUGAGGUCUCCCAUGUAACUUGUAACACUUGUCACAUGUGCGUCUUGUCUUCUUGCAAUAAGUACACCAUCGAUUAUGUAUAUGGUCACCUUUCUUUGUGCCUUGAUUGAGUUGUCCUUUAUACUUCUAAUAUUUGACCACAAACACGGAGUUAUUCACUAUUAGUGAUUCUAUCAUAAGAGUUCUUCUACUUUCUUCAUUCUUCAUCAAAGCAAUCACGUCUUCUAAAUCUAGCAAACACUAGUAGAAUACUAGUAGAGUUGAACACUAAGAUCAAAAAGCUAACAUCAACUAUGACAUUCAACUCCAUUAGCUCCUUCAAUGGGACUCCUCGAUCUUUUAUAUUACAUACUAUAUGUAAUUCAUUAUCUACAUCAUGAAUUUUAGAUAUAGGAGUUAAUGACCAUAUGACUAAGACCUUAAAAAAAUAAAUUAACAUAUAACUAUUGCCUAGGAAGUAAGAACAUUGCUACUGUAGAUGGAUCUUUGAUCUUCAUAAUAGGUACAUGCAAUGUUAGAAUUUAUUCAUUGGGUAUUUUUAAUAAUGUGUUACAUAUUAUAAAACUCUCUACUAACCUAAUUUCAAUCAAAGGGUUAAUAGAUGAUAUAGAUUGUAAGGUAACUAUUGAUAGUGAUAUAUGUGACAUAUAUAACAAGGUGAUGAACAAAAGGAUUAGAUGUGUUAAGAAAUGUGGCGGCCUCUAUCACCUUGGGACCCUAAGAUGUAUGUAUAUAAUAGACUCAUGAUCAUCAUGGGGAUGUGGAGGUGUAGCAAUAGAAGUGCCUAAGGAACUAUUAUCAUAUCACCAUCAUCUUGGAGAUUCAUCAUUAAAAAUAUUGAGGCUCAUUUUUCCAAAGUUAUUUUUGAAUGUUAAGGUUGAUAUUUUUUAAAUGAGAUUUGUGUGAACUUGUGAAACACAAGAGAGCACCUCUUACUAUGAGUGACUCACAUAGCUCAAUCCCAUUUUCACUCAUUCAUAGUGAUGUGUGAGGAACCUCAUCUACUCUUAAUAUCUUAGGAGUAAGAAGGCUUGUUACAUUUUAAGAUGACUUUUCUUGAAUUAAAUAGAUUUAUCUAUUGAACCAUUAGUCUAAAGUUAAUAAAAUUAUCCAAUAAUUUUGUGCACUAAUUAAGAAUUAAUUCUAGACUACAAUCAAAGUAUUUAGAUCAGAUAAUACUAGAGAUUAUUUUAAUUAUAUGUAAAUGACUGAAAUAAUAUGUAUUAUUAUCUAAUCUAAAUACCCUAUUAAUCCUCAUGUGUCAAUACCCUACAACAAAAUGGGGUAGUUGAAAGGAAAAUGGGCAUAGGAAGUUGCUAGAAUACUUUUGUUUCAAAAUAAGAUGCUAAUGAUGUUUUGGAGACAAGCCAUCUUAAUGGUUGCUCAUCUCAUAAAUUAUAUACCUACAAUGGUUUUAGGGAUCAAGAGUCCACUAAAUGUACUCUCAUCUUAUUAUCAAGCAGAAAAAUUCAACUCCUAAAAUAUUUGGAAGUGUAGCAUGUCUACAACCAAGAUCCAUCUAGAGGAAAGAUUGACAAUAAAGUAUUAAAUGUAUAUUUUUUGAAUACUUAAAUAUUAAAAAGGGGUAUAAAUACUAUCAUCCUUCAUGGAAGAAAUUAUGUGUCAUAGAUGUAACAUUUAAUGAAUGUGAAUCCUUUUUUCACAUUCAAGAUAAUCUGAUUGAGGGGGAAACUUACAAAAAGAGAAUGAUGAGACACAAGAAGUUGGAAGCUUCUUGUUGCCAACACUAUCCUUAGAGAAAGCUUUAACUCCUUCAUAUGACCAUGAAGGAGGUUACACCUACCACACCCCAUGAUAAUGGAGGUGGUCAAGUGGAUACUAGUGAACCUUCGGUGUUAGAAAAUAACCAAGAAAACUUGCCUAUUUCUUCAUAAAGGAAAAAUAAUAUAUUUAUUUACCAUCUUAUAAAACUUUUUUACCUGACUUAAUACUACACAUAUUCCAUCAAAUGUCUCUUAUGCAUUAGCUCAUUGAGAGUGGAAGAAAGAUAUGGAUUAAGAGAUGAAAGUGCUAGAGAAAAAGUAGACAUGAGAACUAAUUAAGUUGCCAAAAAGGAAAAAACAUGUAGGGUGCAAAUGGGUUUAUACAGUUAAGUAUGAACUGAAUGGAACCAUAGAAAGUACAUGAUAAGAUUAGUUGCUAAGGGUUAUACUCAAACUCAUGAUAUAGAUUAUCUAGAGACAUUUUCCCCAAUGAAAAAAAUAGACACUGUGAGGAUCUUACUCUCAUUAGCUGCCAACUGUAGUUGAUAUAUAUAAUAAUUUGAUGUUAAGAAUGUUUUUCUAUGUGGAGAACUUAAUGAGGAAAUUUAUAUAGAUAUUUUAUAGGGAUAAAAAUUUAGUUUGAAGAGUGAUGUGAUAUGUAAGUUGAAAAGACAUUACAUUGAUGUAAACAAUCACUAAAGGCAUGGUUUGUUUCAAAGGUGAUGAGAGAUAUUAGAAAUAAACUGAGUAAUAGAGAUCAUAGUUUAUUUAUUAAAUAUUCACCUUUAGGGGGAAUUACUACUCACGUAGUAUAUGUAGAUGAUAUAAAUGUGACAUGAAAUGAAUAGAGGAUAAAGAUUAUUUGAGUAAGUUUUUACUAAAGGAGUUUGAUCUUAAGGCAUUAGGAAAGCUGAAAUAUUUUCUUGGCAUAGAGGUCACUCAUUCCAAAGAAAGAAUUUUUAUAUCCCAAAAAAUAUAUAUCACUAAUAUUCUUAAAGAAAGAAGAAAGCUAGGAUGUGAACCUAUGAUUACUCUUAUAUAUCUGAACCAUAAAUUUGGAGAGGCAAAAGAAAGUUAUCCCAUUGACAUAUUAAGAUAUCAACAUCUUGUGAGAAAGUUAACAUAUUUCUCACAUACUCAACCUGAAAUUUCAUACUCACUAGAAGUCUUUAGUCAAUUCAUGCAUAACCUUAGAGAAGUUCAUCUAUCAAUUUUUGAUAGAGUUCUUCAAUAUUUGAAGGAAACCUAUCAUAAAUGACUUUUUAUUUAAGAAGAAUGAUAAUGUGGAUUUAGAAGUUUAUAGUUAUGUUGAUUUUGUAGGUUCCUUUAUUUAUCAAUGAUUAACCUCAAGAUAUUGUACAUUCCUCAGAGGGAACCUUAUCACAUGGUGGACCAAAAAACAGCAAGUGGUGACUCAUUCUAGUGCAAAAUCAGAAUUUAGUACCAUGUCACAAGGAAUUUGUGAAAUUUUGUAAGUGACAGGUAUUUAGAAGAACUUAGAGUCAAACUACACGAGACAAUUAAGUUGUAUUGUGACAACAAAUCAACUACAAGUACUGGCCACAAUCUAAAACAAUAUGAUUGAAUCAGGUACAUAGAGAUCAAUCGACACUUCAUCAAGAAAAAUCUAGAUAGUAGAGAUAUAUGUAUGCCAUAUAUGCCAAUACAUAACCAGCUAGUUGAUAUCCUUAUCAAACAAUUAAGUAGACCUCUUUUUUAGAGAUUGACUUUCAAUCUAGGAUUGUCUAAUAUUCAUUCACAAACUUGAUGGAGAAUGUCAAAGAAGGGAAAAUAAUAGUUGUACCUUAUUUAAUUUUCUGUUUAUGUUCAUCUAUCUCCAUCUCUCUCUAAGUGAGUCAGAUACACAUGUUGGUAUAAGUUAUACCUGACCGUUGAAUCCAACUCACUUGAGUUACGACUGUGUAAGGACCAGCUACUAAGUAGGUCGUGAUUUAAGCUAAUGUUUUCUUCUUUUUUUCUCUCUUUGAACAAGAGCAAUGACUCCCUUCUACCAAGGGCUACCCUCUCUCUCUCCGACGAUCAUGGUGUCUACUGGUUCGACAAUCACCAUCCACCUCCAUCCACUGACCAUGCUUUAUAUUUUUGUACUAUUGUUCUCAACCAGGACUUUCCUUUGCAUGUACUAGGAGAAUCCGUCACCAUUGCCUCGAGCACCUUGGUUAAUGGAAAUACACAUUUAACGACGCUUCUAGCGUGUACUGGAGGGCAAUCUGAGGACUUAAGAUAGUGAUAAAUUGAUGAUAAGAUGGGGAAGUUCACCCGCAUCUUACGAGGAUAGUACAAGGUUUUUAUAUUCCCACAAUAUAAUCGAUAUUCAUACAUAAUCAUAUUACACGAGAGUGCAUAAAGAUACUGAGAACCCUUAUUAACCUAUUUUGGAAACAAGGGGGAGGUUAUCAACGCGAGUGCUCAUUAAUCUUUAAGAACCAACGCGUCCACAUAAUGUUCUUCAAACUCCCUUUAAUAAAGCGGCUUUAUGACGUCGAGGAACCUGACCAUUCUAUACUUUCUCGGCCGAUGAGGCUCGUCCACCAUCUGCUCCAGCGGCCAACCUUCGCGUCGUUGUGCGGAAAAAUGAAAGUUCCGAUGGACAUUGUCGCCCUCUCCCUGUUUGUGACGACUUGAUGCUGUACACUCUUGUACAGACCGUUGCUCCACACCUGCAAGAUUCAGUGGAAUGAGCUUCAUUUCACCAUGAAUUUUUCCGUCAUCUUCUCGACAUGUAGGCUUAUACGCAAAUACGUGUGGAGAGAUGGGCACAUAAAAAGGGUGAUAUUUUAGGCUUGUAAGAACAUAGAACUAGCCACUAGGGAAGCUCGGAGAUGGAUACCUCAAUGGUGUCGCUGAGGUUGAUGACAAAUGCAUUUGGGAUCGGCUUGACGGGGAUCCACAUGCCGUCGUGCCUGACUUGUAGCCCCGUGACGUCAUCGUCUUGGGAGAGAAACGUGAUGGUACCUUUGUCGGUGUGCAGGCUCAGCCCCAGGACUUCGUCUGCCUGGCAGCAAGGUGGGUAGUGACCUAUUUUUGUGAUUUGCGUCAAGUCCCCAUGCAACUGUAGCAGGCCGUCCUCCUCCAUGUUCAUAAACCGAGAAAGGUUUCCGAGCAGCUCCUUGGUGACCCUAUCUAGCUCUGCUAAGUAUGCCUCAAGGGCGUCCCUGGAAUCAAGAGGGGAGAAGAAGUUAGAAACCCGUGUCCUCUGAGGCCAGUAUGAUCGAUUUGCAGAGCAUUGGCAGUAGUGUAAUUUAGAUUUUUGACUAAGCCACAAUAGUUAGUUUGAUUUUCUCUCGUUCUUACUUGAAACGUGGCACUACGGUCGGCCAGAAUUUGAGACUCUUCUUCUUGCUUAGUUGUGUGAUCAGGAUCAGCAUGUCGGUCUAGUCUAACUUUUGCUCUUCAGACAUGACGACCCCUUCCCGUACCCUUGGAAAUCGUUCUCCCCAAUGGCGUACCUCCUCUUUUCUUCAAUCAGGAGGUCAAAGAAGGCAGACAUGGCCGCCCUCGUCUGCCGUAUGACCUCCUCGUUGAUCCCAUACUUUACGAUCUGCAACGAAAUUAAACAACACGUUAAAAUUAUAUCGAAAGAAAUAUCUUGAGGCGAUAUACUCUGAACAUUCUCUCGAAUGCAAACAAAUAUUCCGCAGUGGGGCACAAUCUAAUGAAACAUUGACAGAAUUUAGUGUAACUUGAAACAUUGAGAGAGAGAGAAAGAAAGAGAGAGAGAGGGAGAGAGAGUCGCCGUCCCCUUUCUCUUUUGAGGAAAAGUCAACAACUACAUUGCCGACAUAAAAACGUGCGUCUAUUUCUGUGGUGGCCGUUUAUGGCUGACUAUAGCCAAUAUUUUAUCGUCAGCAUUUAACAUGCCAAAUUUAAUAGGGUGAGGUAUUCCAUACUCCGGAUCUCCCACUUUAUUUUAUCCUGCAUAAUUCUUGACGAAGAUGGCGAUUGAUUGAUAGUUUAUUCCGCUCCUGUUCUUCCUAUAGUGUUGGCAAUUUCAAGCCACAUGAGUUGGCGGGGGCCGCUGAAACCUAGAGUCAACUGCAUGCUUUCAGUUGUAUGUAGAAUUAUUGCCACAAGAUUAGAGAUGAUGAGGAUUGAUAGGGUAAUGAAAAAAAAACAAAGAAUGAGAGAGAUGGAAGGUAAACAUACUGAAAUCUUAUAGUCAUUAGGGCAAAUUAGAAACAAUCCUUGCUAUGGCAAUAGUCCUAUGGUCAGCUAGAUAGUCCAAGCUUUCCCUAUGUGGAUUUGAAUGGGAGAGGGAGCGAGGAAGAUACUAAGGUGAUGUGAAAAAUGGUGCAUCUAUUUUUGUGAUGGUAUUUUAGUUGACUUUAGAGAAAAAACUAUAGUCGACAUCUAAAAUGCCAAGUCUCUCACUAUAUUUUACUAAAUAUUGGAUCAUAAACUAGUUAGCCCCAAGGGAGAACCUAUUCACUACAGGGUAGUCGGCCCGUGCAUCUUGCAGUCGUCUUUGAACAGGUCAACAAAUCAGCAGCGUUAUAAUAAGACACCGAACGGCUUUUCGAGCAUAAAUGAUCCAAUAUUUAGGAAAAUGUUUAGAGAAUAAGGGAAGAAUGUAGCUUGAUGUCUCCUUUGCAUUAUCAACAACUAGGCCUUUCAUAUUCCAAACCCUUCCGGGAUGACCCAAUUCGCAGUGUUGGCUCAUGGAAGAUGAGAUAUGAAGCAGCACUGCCGAUGGACAGCGUCGCUUCAUCCACCUUGAGGUAGGGAGCUUAUGUGCAGCGAGGAAGUUUGCCACUGGACACGGAGUCACUGUGGAUGACGGGAUAGUCAGAUGUUGAUGGGCUGUGAGCGAGAGAAAAUGUCCUCUUUGUAGGAUGCAAUGCGAGCCAUUUGCUCUUUAGGGAGGCUGCCUCCUGGUUGGGGGGUCACUGCCCGCAGCUCGUAACCUGAAACACCACCUAGUUUACUUCCUGGAGAUAUUCAGCACUAGAAGAAGGGAAGCAGGCCCAUGCCCUAGUUCUCAGAACUGGGUGCUCUUUGAGCAACUAUGUUCAAAACGGACUUGUGGCCAUGUACGCCAGGUGCAGCGCGAUUGACAAUUCAAAGCACACUUUCUCUGCCAUUUGCAGCCCCGAUCUAGUCUCUUGGAAUUGUAUCCUCUCCGGCUGAGCCCGGCACAGGCAUGCGCGCCAUGCAUUGGAGUUCUUUCAGAUAAUGCAGAGCCACGAAGUUGAGCCAGAUGAGACCACCUACCUGUCCAUGCUAUCUUCUUGCGCCCAUGUCGGGCCUGUUGAUGAGGGCGUCUAGUGUUUCAACAUUAUGAUCGAGGGAGUAGACCGGGGGAGGAGUCCAACAAUGGAACAUUACUCCUCAUUGGUUGACCUUCUCGAUCGAGCGGGCUACCAAAAGCAAGUAGAAUCAUUAGUCAACGCCGUCCUCAUGGAGCCGCGGCCUUCGAUCUACCGGUCGCUGCUCAGUGCCCACGGGGCUAUGCAGAUGGCAGCGUGCGCAGUGAGACGUUUUCUUGAGCUCUGCCCACAUGAUUCAUCUACUUACGUACUGCUUUCGAACUUGUUCGCAGAAAUGCGUCUGUGGGGCCAUUCGACAGUGCUCCGGAAGCAGAUGGCAAAUACUCUUGCCCACCCCUAAUCGGCUCGACUACCUAGCCUGAGGCAACCCGGCAUUACGGUCCGAAUCAUCUCUAAUCAUCAGUUCGUACCAGUCCAUCAUACCGGUCUAAACCAUUCCGGACCACCUAAUCCGUCCAUGCCAAUCUGCCUCAUCUGGUUCGAGCUUGUCCACCCACAGCCAGGUCAAAUAUAGUCAAAGUCAAUGUUAAGUCAACUAUCCACUAAGUGGGACCUAAGUUCACCUUGUGAUCCUCCAUCAGUUUUCAAUCACCUAUUCUUAUGAUAAGUUUAUCUCUAAACUCUAUUUCUUUUUGUAUUUGGGUUAUUUACUUUUUUAGCAUAUUAUCUUGCAACAUUAUCAUUGAGUGAACCUAGAUAGAUUACUUUUAUCUAUAUUCAGUGGUGAUAGUAUAGAAAGUACCCACUUGAUUUAGCACACCUAACAAAUUAUUAAAAGUGGAGCUCCAUAAUCUCUAAUGAUUCCUUGAUUGAGUCGAUCAUUUCAAAUCUUGGAACACGACCCUACCCUAGUCAACCCUAUUAGAUUCUAUAGAUCUAAUGCAUGUCAAGUCUACGCUACUAGUAAAGUAGUUUAGUCCACCCAUCCCACAUAAAGCACAACCCCAACCACAAGAAGAAGUUGUUGCUUGCAAAGGCCAAAGACAAUGCAAAGAGGUGAAGGUGCACACUUUCUAAAAGAAGUCAGUAACAAUAGUUGAUUCCAUGACAUCACAUGGGCCAAGCAUGAUGGUGAAGGAUUGGACCCUGAAUAUCAUGGAGCCCAAGUAGUCUCCUGAUCUAACUUUGCUCCUUUUAGCUUAAUUUUUAUAUGAUUUAUCUUUUCUCAAAAUCCACCUUGAAGCAUGUCUCUAAUAAGGAAAUAGUUGAGCUACCAUAUAUUACAGUUGGCUGCACCAUGAAGGGCAUUGAAGGCCCUAAUGAUAGUUGCCAUGUAAAAGAGAGAAACAUUUAUAUAAGAAAAGAAAUUAUCACUCAAUUGAAAAUUAAUUGAGAGUUAUAAAUGAAUAGUCCUUUUUUUAUUAAAUACAUCAAAUAAUAUAGCUAUGUUUUAUUAAUCACAUCUAAAAAUUAGAUGUUGGCUCCACCCCAUGAUUGAACGAAAUCAAGGGUUUUUGAAGCACCCUAAAAUCAAUUGAUCAAGAAUAUUUAGAAUCGUGAAUUUACCAAAUUAAAAUACUAAAAAGGUAAGUAUUAUGAUAAUUCUAUGGUAGAUCCACAUGGAAUGAGAAUUAGGGGCUAAGUAGUUACCAUUCUAUUUAAUUUAUAGAUUUAGAUGAGAUGAACUGGAAGAAGAAGAAGAUGUGCCAACAAAUAAGAAGGAACAUUACCAUAAAAAAAAGAAAAAUAACAAUUUAAUGAUGCCAAAGAUGAUUAAGAGGAGAAAACACUUACAAAAGAAUCAUAAUACAAAGUUAAUAACGUACCUCUAUCUAUUCAAACCUACAAAUGCUAGAUGGUUGUUCACACUUAGAAUGCAUUAGACUUGGAGAAACUUACCUCAUGCCUCUAUAUUUCAUCAAGGCUAGAUAAUUUCUUCUUCGAAUAUGCUUCUUUGACGAUCUUAGUUGCAAACCAAAACUUGAAUCAAUUCAGAACACAUCAAGAUUGAUGUGGAACUUAAAUGUGAUUUCAUUCAAGUCAAUUAAAUGUCGGGACAUUCGAAGUUAAGUUUUCCUUCCCUAAACGGCAGCUUAAAUGUGUAAGGGUUUACGUGAGUGUAUGAGAGUACACGUGUAGAGCUGAUAUUUGACUUCUUAUGUGUUGGUUCAUCCGAGAUCAUCUGAUCUAGGGUUGUGAUUAGGUGAGGGUAUUUCCAUCUUUUUGGUUGUGAUAAGAUGAGACUAGAGUCAAUUUCCUCUCGAGUUUAUCUGAAGUGUAGAUUUAGAGAUCUUGUCAUAGUUGUAGGAUCUUCUUUAAUGUUGAGAUCCAUUGCACCCUUGGUACAUACACUCCAUCUAUCGUUGAUUAUGUAGACACUCUCACUUUUGAUCUCCUCAUUUGGUGAUGUCAUGUGUUAGUGCCUCGUCCCUUGAUUUUGUUGUCUCAUCUCUACAUAUCGAAUCUCAUCUGUAGAAGCAUAUAUUGACUUCUAAAAAUCAUAAAAAGAUAUAAAAAAAAUCUUGAAAUUACCUCAUAUUUAUAAAAAAAAAUAAUUAUGACUGUAAAACUUAGAGAAUUUUUUUAAAUAAUCUCUAAAAUAUUAAACUUCAUGAAAUAAUAAAUAUUUACUUUUUUAAUAUGAUAAUAUACUAUAUUAUAAAAUCUAAGCUCUUGAAUAAAAUAAUUCUUAUGCUUUUUGUGUGAUAGUCAGCAUGUUAUCACACCCCCCAACUUGAGUUAUUACUAGACUCUUAAUAAGAAAAUAAUUCAAGUGCUACAUGGUAAUUCAACAAAAAUUCAUAUUGACAUUCACUCGCACAUCAACUAACUUGUCUAUCAUUUCACAAAUCUUCAUCAGAGAGUUUCACAUGUUCAUGUUAAGACAUUCAUGAACUAAUGUUCAAGUAGAGUUCAAGUUUGCUCAUUUUUUUCAAUCUUAACAAUUGAAUUGUUUAGUCAUCAAUUCAUCUACUAGCCAAAUAUCACCAAUGGAUUUUCGAUUUUGAGUUAACUCAAAUCACUACAACUUAUUGAGUAUGACUCAUGUGUUGUGCAUGUAGCUUUUUUAAAAUAAAGUAAUACUUAUCCAAGUCUUACAUGUGAAAGCUCCACAGGACAAGAAGGAAAAUUCUUCUUUUAUUUGCAUUUGAGCUUCACUUUACACGACAACCCUCCCCCCGUUUUUUUUCUUUAUUCUUUCUUCUUUGUUUUGUAAUAGCAGGUGACUUUUCUCCAAAUGUUUGCUGAAAGUUUGAAUGUAGAUAUUCAUUCUUUGGAGGCUCAUAAUCUACUAAUUUCUAUAUGAGCAUAAAAGUGUUGAGUGAUCUUCCUUCAACUCGUGAUCUAAAUCAUAAGAUAUUCUUAACUAAAAAUUCAAGUAGCUUGAACUAGUUCUAUGACAAUAAUAAAAGUACUUUAAAUUAAAAAAUAUAAUUAAAUUUACUUACUACCAACUCGUGUUCAUGAAUAUGUAAAACACUACUCAACAUGAUCUCUCUUUUUAAGACUCAAUUAAUGAAGACAAGUUUGUGAGUAUGGAGAUUAAACAAUAUGACAAUCCAAAUUGUGAUGUUUUGAUUGAGUCUUUUUAUAAUACAUCUACAAGAUAAAUUCAAAAAUAUGUGCAUUCAUAAUAUUGUGAGUGCAUACUACAAGAUACUUAUCUUCUCACCGUCCAACUUAAUUAUACGUUGUCCCUAGUCCAUAAAAAAUGAAUUUAGAGAAAGAAGGUGCAAAUUGAGUAAUGCAGUCCACGCUAUAUUUGGUGGCAAAUGGGACCCAUCUCCACCACUACACAAGCUCGAGGUGAUAGAGGAGACCUCACCCUCACGUAUCCAGCCAAAUCAAGGAGCACGAGUGAAGAUGAAGGACCCCGGAUUCCACUAUACAGCUUGAGGUGCCUUUGUAUUUUUCACGUCUUAUGUUUUUCCUUCGCUCGUUUCCCUUGUUCGUGAACUGUGUGGAUUCUAGUUUUGCUCCAUGUGGGGCCUCCCAUCCCUAAGGUUCGUGUUGGUCCCAUGGUGGGGAUGGGAAGGCCCAUUUCUCUUUUGUUUUCUUUUAUUUCCUCUCUUCUCCUUUCGGGUCAUACAUGUUUAGGCCCAAUUGGAGAAGAGGGCAUCCUUCUUUUCCUCGCCUCUCUUCUCUUUUGGGUCAUUCUCUUUUGGGUCCAAUUGGAAGGAGGGCCCAUUUUAGACUCUUGUGUGUGUUCCUUUUUUGGGCUUUGGCAUCUCCUUUGCUACUCCCACAAGUGGUCGCAUAGAGGAGUUUGCAAUCUUGAAUCUCGUCUUGGUGGGUUUCACCUUGAGACUGAUUCUCUGAGCUUCUUCCAAAGAAAUGAAGUUGCAUGUUAUGCCACUAUCUACUGUUGCUGCAAUUAUUUCUUUAUCAAUUUGGGCCUUGACAUACACCAAUAUCUUUCAUUAUUGCCCUUUUGUUGGUUGCAAGAGAUGAUGAUUUCAAAAGAUUGAUGCCUUCUUCAACUUCCUCCUCAUCAUUGUUUAGUUGGAUAAUGUUCAAUUGUGGCUUCUUGUUGAAACUUAGGUAGUCAUGUUUCUUAUGUGGUCCCCUACAAUUGAAGUAGCCCAUUUCAUAUGAUCUCUUAGUGUCUUUGGACAGAGUUGGGUCAGGUAGUGUCUGAGUCAUCAGGCUUGUACAUCCUCCUCCUUAUCUUUGCUGCCCAUUUCUCUAGUUGUGUCGCCCCCUGCAGCCUCUUGGUGCAGCUUUUGAGGAGGGUUGGCUGUGUUGGUAGUCCUCAAGGCUCUCAACAAUCCUACACAUUUCUUCCAAGGUGGUGGCAUGAUAUCUGAGGCAUUCUCUCCUUGCCCACAAUUGUAGUCCAACUAGGAAAAAUUAUAUUCUAAGUUCUUCAGGCAUUAUUAGGAUGUCAAGCAUCAAUGUCAGAAAUUUCUGCACAUUCUCAUGUGGAGCCACUUUACUUCAGUAUUGUUAACUUGGACACCACUUCAAAUAGCUAAGUCAAGAGUCUGAAAUAUCACGCGAGUGAGGUUUUGAAGUCCUCCCAUGUCUCUAGCAUGUUCCCUCCCUUCACCCUCCACCAUAGGGCUACUAAGUCUUCAAGGAAUUGUGUAGCGAUCUCAAGACGUUCUGCGUCGAUGUAGUCAUAAUCUAUGAGGUAGUUCUCUACCUCUCACAAGAAGGCAUCCACCUUGGUCAUAUCUCUUUGGCCGGAGAACAGCUUAGGUGAGGGAAGUCUAAUUCUCUUUUGACCCCCCAUUUAGGGGUUAAUCUCAUGUUGGCGAAAUCACUCGUUGAAGGCUCUGAAGUGUUCCUUUGUCGUGGGAGGUUCCUUUCCUAGUGUAUUGCUCAUAGAUUUUUUUUGAAGCUCAUCCACCUUCCUAUUUGUCAACAAGAUGUGUUCUUUCAAUUGCUUUUGUCUCUCAUUUGAGUAUUCUUCUCACCGGGCCAUCAUUUUGUAGAGUUUAGACAUGUUUCCUUCGAACGCCCUUUCGACCACCUAGAAGGACUCUCGUGCGGACUAUAGUUCCUACUCUACUCACACAGUAUGUGACCCUUGCUCCCUUUCUCACAUGGCUUUGAUACCAUUAUUACACCUUAGGUGAGAUGUAGCAUUGGAUAGCUAAGGUAUGCUCUCUAGUUAGCCCUUUGAAUAUUCAAUAAAACUCACAAAGGGUACUUCCUUUCGUCACACUCCCCACCUACCUCAGUUACAAGGGGUUUGGAGUAGCCAUUAUACCUGAGUUGUAGUUAGCUGAGAUUACCCACUAACUAUUCUGCCUACCCAGACAUCAUCCAACCUGUCGGCAUCCACUAUGUCCAUUAGGACUACGUUCCUGCAUAUCACGCGAGUGUAUUAGUCUUUCUCCUCCUACAAGGGUUCCAUGUGUCUGGGGACCCAUUUUGUCUUGGGUCUUGUGAUGUCACAUCUUGUCACCAUGCUGCACACGUCCAUCGUGACGCGUGCGCCCGCCUUGUUGUGCACACCUAUUGUGCCGUGCACCCCCACCGUGCCAAGCGCACCCACCGUGCCACAUGCAUCCACCACAUCCUAUGUGCUCGUCUUGCCACAUGAGCCUACCCUGUUGCAGGUGCAUGUUGCCCCUUGUGAGUCUGCUACACCGCUGCUUCCUCCAUGACACCUAGAGCAUGGUACAAUAGACUUGAUUCAUAUUUUCUUAAGCAUCAUUUUCAUAGAAGUGAUAAUGAGGCAACACUUUAUAUUAAAACUCAAGAGAAAGAUAUUUUGAUUGUAUGUGUUUAUAUUAAUGAUAUUAUAUAUAUUGAAGCUUCUUUGUCACUAAUUUUAAAUUUCAAGAAUUGUAUGAUGGUUGAAUUUAAUACAACAGAUUUAGGAUUACUUUAUUAUUUUUUUAGACUUCAAAUCAUUCAAAAUGAUUAUAGUAUAUUUAUUUCAUUAGAAAAAUAUGUAUGUGAUUUCAAAUCAUUCAAAUCAUUCAAAUCUUGAUAAUGUGACUGCAAAAAUGAAUGAAUAUUUUUAUAAAAGUUUGAUUGUUAGGUUAAUGUAUUUGACUUAUACUUGACUAUAUAUAUUAUUUUUAGUCAAUAUGAUUUUAAGAUUUAUGUAUUUACUCAUACUUGAUCAUCUUGGAGCAAUAAAGAGAAUAAUUUGGUAUAUUCGUAGGACUAUUAAUUAUAAAAUUUUAUAUCACUAUGUUUCUGAAUUUAAUUUUUCCAAUUAUUCAAAUAGUGAUUAAGUAGGUUCAGUUGAUGACAGAAAAGUAUGAGUGAAUUUAAUUUUAAUUUUGGCUCAAGUGCAAUCUCAUGGGUUUUUAAAAAGUAGUAAUCUACUAUAUUAUCAUUUAAAGAAGUUGAAUAUAUUACUACAUCAAUAGUUGCUCAACAAAUAAUAUAGAUGUGGAGAAUCUUACAUGAUGUCAAAUUUUCACAAUCAAUCCCUAGGUGAUUUAUUGGGACAACAUUCAACUAUUUCUAUGACAAAUAAUAUAGUCUAUCAUAGAAAAACAAAAUAUAUUUAAAUACAACAUCAUUUUAUUCAAAAUUUAGUUACUAAAAAUUAUAUAGAGAUAAAAUUUUACUCAAUAAUAGAUCAAGUGAUAGAUGUCUUUACAAAGACAUUAAGUUACUCAAAGUUUAUCAAGUUUAGAGAAAUUCUUGGUUUGAGACAUUUCUGCAUUGAGGGGAGUGUUGGUAUUUAAUUCAAAAAUAAAAGAUAUUAUUUCGUCCUUAUUAGGUGUUUUAUUUUUAUUGGGCUUUACUGUCUUUAAUGGGCCAAAAAGGGUUAGCUCACAUGAGGUAGUUAAUUAUUAUAGAUACUCUCUCUCCCCCCUCGUGAAGAAAAGUUUUUAAGACGUUUCAUAUUUUUCUAGGGUUUUCUUGUGCACUAACUCUAUUUCUCCUCUCUUCCUCCUUCGGCCAUUCUUCCCAAAAAUCAGCAUAUUCUCUCUGGGUCUCUGUCCCAUUAUUUUCCUUCAAAUUCAUGGUGAAAUGAAGCUCAUGAUCUUUCAAGUGUGAAGCAGCGGUUUGUACAAGAGCGUACAGCACCGGGUUGGGCCGCUGUAGCAGACGGUGGACGAGCCCCAUCGGCCGAGAAGGUAUAAAACGGCCAGGUUUCUCGACGUCGCAAAGUCGAUUAAAAAAGGAAGUUUGAAGGACAUUAUGUGGACGGGUUAG